Messenger RNA from Sapajus apella (tufted capuchin), 3636 nucleotides. It is a transcript of the gene ZSCAN30, whose product is annotated as zinc finger and SCAN domain containing 30. Gene Ontology annotation, biological process: regulation of transcription by RNA polymerase II. The record is from RefSeq and is a predicted model, not a curated record. Lineage: Eukaryota; Metazoa; Chordata; Mammalia; Primates; Cebidae. Bases 503 to 1981 code for a protein of 492 amino acids. Gene Ontology annotation, molecular function: RNA polymerase II cis-regulatory region sequence-specific DNA binding; DNA-binding transcription factor activity, RNA polymerase II-specific. The transcript is spliced from 4 exons.
AGAAACCGCGCACAGUUUCCGGGCUGUGAGGUCGCUUGUUAGGGAAGAUCACCUCUAAUUUCUGGGCUAUCCGCGAGCCGACGUCACCGUACCCCGAUGUGGUCUCCGGACCGCUGUGAAACCUCAUACCCGGCCAACCCGCCUUUGCACUGUCCGCUCUAGGAAUCUGGGAGGAGUGCUCAGCUCUAUGGUUCAUCAUAGCACAGGCCCCGGGCGGCGGUGGGGUACCGGGUCGGGGAGGGUUGCCGAGAAUUAACCCUGAACAGCCGCGAGCUGCCCCUAGCGGUGCGUUAGCCAGGGACGUGCUUGGCCGGCGGCAGAUCCCUUGCUGCUCUGUCUGCCGGUUCUUGAGGUGAAUAUCGGAAUCCAUUAUCUUUCGGGAAAGCUCUCUGGGGCAGGGAGCAUCCUGAAGAGUUGGAAUUCUGAAGGAAUCUCUCAGACGCAAAUCUCUAUCUCCUCCCUGCCUCACCUGGUCAGGCUUUUCAGACUAUCUCUGCCCAGAAUGUCAGGAGAGGCCACAGUCUUGGCUUACCGUGCCCCAGAAGAACAGGAAGGACUUAUAGUUGUCAAGGUUGAAGAAGAAAAUUAUGUUUGGGGCCAGGACUUUGGCCUUCAGGGAAACUCCUGGAGCCAAGAGGUAUUACGGCAGCAGUUCAGGCAAUUUAGUUACUCUGACUCCACUGGCCCUCGGGAAGCUCUGAGCCGGCUCCGAGACCUUUGCUGUCAGUGGUUGAGGCCAGAGGUGCACUCCAAGGAGCAGAUCCUGGAGUUUCUCGUGCUGGAGCAGUUCCUGACCAUCCUUCCUGAGGAGCUGAAAGCUUGGGUGCGAGAGCAUCGGCCAGAGAAUGGAGAGGAAGCCGUGACUAUGCUGGAGGAGUUGGAAAAAGAACUCGAUGAGCCAAGGCAACAGGACACAGCUCAUGGCCAAGAAAUGGUCUGGCAGGAAAUGACAUCCACAGGAGCACUGAAAUCUCUGAAUAGCCCGCUGAAGCCCUUACAGAACCAGUGCAAGAGUGAGACUCAGGAGCCUGAGGCUUUCCAGGAGAGAGACGGCAAGAUGGUGGCUGGCAAAGUGUUGAUGGCAAAGCAAGAAAUUAUUGAAUGUGUAGCCUCAGCAGCUAUGAUAUCUCCAGGAAAACUUCCUGGGGAAACACCUUCCGAACAGAUAGUUGAAGAAGCUUUGGGAGGUCUGGACAACUCUAAGAAGCAAAAGGGUAAUGUUGCAGGGAACAAAAUCAGUCAGCUUCCUUCUCAGGAAAGACAUUUCACUCUGUCAACCUUUAACAAAAGAAUCCCCACAGAACACAGUGUCCUUGAAUCUCAUGAGAGUGAAGGAAGUUUCAGUAUGAAUUCAAAUGAUAUUACACAACAGAGAGUUCACACUGGGGAAAAACUCUAUGAGUGCUUUGACUGUGGGAAGGCUUUUUGCCAGAGCUCAAAGCUGAUCAGACAUCAGAGAAUUCAUACUGGAGAGAGACCUUAUGCAUGUAAAGAAUGUGGCAAAGCCUUCAGUUUGAGCUCAGACCUUGUUAGACAUCAAAGAAUUCAUAGUGGUGAAAAACCUUAUGAAUGUUGUGAAUGUGGAAAAGCCUUCAGGGGCAGCUCAGAGCUCAUCAGGCACCGGAGAAUCCAUACUGGAGAGAAGCCUUAUGAAUGUGGAGAAUGUGGGAAAGCCUUCAGCCGGAGCUCAGCCCUUAUUCAGCAUAAGAAAAUUCACACAGGAGAUAAAGGCUAUGAAUGUAUUGAGUGUGGUAAGGCUUUUGGUAGGAGCUCUAUCCUUAUUGAACAUCAAAGAAUUCACACUGGGGAGAAACCUUAUGAAUGUAAUGAAUGUGGAAAAUCCUUUAAUCAGAGCUCAGCCCUCACCCAGCACCAGAGAAUUCACACUGGAGAGAAGCCUUAUGAAUGUAGUGAAUGUAGAAAAACAUUUAGGCAUAGGUCAGGCCUUAUGCAGCAUCAGAGAACACACACCAGAGUUUAACUCUGUGGGUAAGAGUUGUACAAUUGUGAAAUGCAAGGAAUUCACUGUAGGGGUGAGACUCCACAGAAAAUAGAAGUUUCCUGAGAGCAGGACUUCUGUCCUUCCAGCCCAGUUCAGUACUCCAAGAGGACAUCCACACAAAGAUGUUUGUUAUGAUUAUUGACAUGUUGAAUGGAAGAAAACUUUACCCAGGUCUUCUCCAAAAAGAAUGGUAGAUAUUUCCUUGAAAUGCCUAACCCAUUUCCAGAUAAGACCUAUCAGUAUCCCCUUCACUCCACUCUCUGCCAACUCAGAUACAGUUUCCACUGGGCAUCUUCACAGUAGUGUCAGGAUUGGGACAGAUCUUGAAAGAGCAUCUUAUAAGAUGGCAAAUGUACCUGGAAAGAGCAUUUGUAUUUUGGCGGGUGAAGGCAUGUGCUGAGAGUUACCCAACUAUCUGAAAUGUUGGAUUCAGAGAUUGUGAAAUACUGAAUUAUGCUAUUAGUUUAAUAGUAUCUGAGGCAGUUAAAUAGUACCUAAGGAAUGCUGCCUCAUUCUGCCCCCUUGCCAGUUCUCUCCUCAACCCUGAGUUUCCUGCUGAGGUCAAUGCAGGUCUACUUGUUUAUUGAGCACCUGCUAUGUGCUAUGCAUUGAGGUGAACAUGGUCAUUGCCCUCCAAGAGUUAAGGGCUAAUAGGAUAUGCAUAUAUACUAAACAGUAAUUACAGUAAAGUGUGAUAAAUGCUUUGGUAGGAAAAAUGCAGGAUUCUGUCAAAGUACAUGGCAGAGAUACCUAAACAUGGUCUAUGAAUCACUAAAGACUUCCUGGAUGUGAUGACAUCGCAGUUAGACCUAAAGGUGGGUAGAAGGUAGCAAGAGCAGGGGAAAAGAGAAGAACAGGAUCUAGAGACACCCCUUCAUCACGACUCUACUGCAGAAAUUGUCAUAGACCUAUUUUUUUUAAAGGAACCUAAGGGAGUAAUUCAACAAAUAUUUACUGCCCUCAAGUAUAAUAGCUCAGGGUCUGCAAGCCUGGUAAGGAGGGGAGGGGGCAGGGAAUAGUGGAGCCUGGGAAGGCAGAUCACUGUGUUUCUUUAUGCUUCCCACUUCCUGAGUCCCAGAGUAAUGAGACACAAACACUCUAGUCCCCACUGUCUCUUGGGCCUCUGAUAUGCAUUCUUUCCCUAUGUGUAUACAUGCCUGCAGAUCACUGUGUUCCUUUAUGCUUCCCACUUCCUGAGUCCCAGAGUCAUAAGACAUACUUCAGUCCCCACUGUCUCUCGGGCCUCUGAUACGCAUUCUUUCCCUGUGUGCAUACAUGCCUUUUCCCAUCAGAUGCACCGGAGUCUCCCACCACACUAAUUCUGAGCACUUUAGGGUCUCAUAGGUCACACUGGGUCUAGGAUAGGCUCCCCAACUCUGUGAUUGUAAGUAGAAAAAGGGAAACCAAACACAUGGGGAUUCUGAGCCAGGCUUUAUGGUAACUAAUUCCUGCUUCAGAGAAGAGUCCUGAUGAAGGGGUGUCUCCAGAUGCUAUCUUAUCUUCAUUGUAUGUGCUAUAACCUCUGCCUGUAAGUCUCUCUGCUAAUUUUUAUUUUGGCAUUUUUAAUUAACCCACAAUUGCUGAGGGCAAUUAAUUAUCUAAGAGAAAGUUUGAUUCCUCUACUAAGAUGUCCU